This is a messenger RNA of Micropterus dolomieu (smallmouth bass), 2873 nucleotides long. RefSeq names its product aquaporin 4 (gene aqp4). Lineage: Eukaryota; Metazoa; Chordata; Actinopteri; Centrarchiformes; Centrarchidae. Gene Ontology annotation, cellular component: basolateral plasma membrane; plasma membrane. The record is from RefSeq and is a predicted model, not a curated record. Bases 607 to 1632 code for a protein of 341 amino acids. Gene Ontology annotation, biological process: transmembrane transport. Gene Ontology annotation, molecular function: water channel activity. The transcript has 4 exons.
UAAAGCUGCUGGAUGCAAUCACAGGGCAUAAUGUGUGGAUCAUGUUCGUCUGACAGACCGGCUCUCUGCUCCACUCCCAAGUUCACACUGCCUGCUGCUUUCCUGUAAGUACUACACGUCACAGCCAUUUCAACUUAGACUUGAUGAAGGGAGAGAUGUCUCUACUGGUUGAAUAACACACCAGGACUUGUGAAUGAAAACACAUCAGACAAAAUGGGGGGAAAGAAAGGGAGACCAUGCAAUUGCAUCUGGUAAGUUUCAGCCCUUUUGACCUAGUAAAAGAAAUGAGUGAAGCUAUCAAUGCAACUUUGUUCCCUUGGAGGUUUGUUGAACAAAGCCUAAUGCGAUUCAGUUUUCAGUAUUUUUCUAAAUGUUCAGUAACUUGCAGAUGUUUUAAUUUAUGUAAAUCAUGUUCUCUUCAGCAUUAAUAGUCAAAAUGUAGACAUUUCCUCUAUCCUGGUUAAAGUGCAGUGAGUGACAGCAAUUAAAGAUUGUAUGCUUUGACUGCAAGUUUGAUAAUUUCCCCCUGUACACAAUGUUUAAAGAAUGCUCUGUAUGGCAUUUUGUGAUGGAAAGUCACUGGCUUAAUCCCUAUUGGAGUUAUAAAUGUUGUGCCCAGAGGCAGCCAUACUGAUAGGGUUCAGUACAUUUUCAGCCACAUGCACACACCAGGAAUACAUAAGUAGGCUAAUCAUUUUGCUCAUUAUUCUUUUCGCCAGGAGGUUCCUGUCCUGGUGUAACUGUCAGCGCAUAAUGGUGGCUUUUAAAGGGAUCUGGACCAAGGACUUCUGGAGGGCUGUGUCUGGAGAAUACCUGGCCACUCUCAUCUUUGUCUUUCUCGGUCUGGGCUCAACCAUCAACUGGGCCCCAGGGGAGGAGAAGCCUCCACCAGCUGACCUAGUCCUUAUCUCCUUGUGCUUUGGCCUGAGUAUUGCCACUAUGGUGCAAUGUUUUAGCCACAUAAGUGGUGGACACAUUAAUCCGGCGGUCACUGCAGCUAUGGUGGUGACUAGAAAGCUGAGCUUGGCAAAGGCGUUGUUCUAUGUGGUGGCUCAGUGCCUGGGAGCCAUCACAGGAGCUGGGAUUCUCUACCUAGUCACACCUGCUGCUGUUAGAGGGUCCUUCGGUGUGACCAUGAUGAACUCCAACAUCUCAUUAGGACACGGCCUUCUUGUGGAGCUCCUUAUCACAUUCGAACUGGUCUUUACCGUCUUCGCCACCUGUGAUCCCAAACGCACAGACCUAGGAGGCUCUGCUGGCCUUGCUAUCGGCUUUGCUGUGGCUAUUGGUCACUUAUUUGCAAUCCCUUACACAGGAGCCAGCAUGAACCCUGCUCGAUCCUUUGGGCCUGCGGUGGUCACACUCAACUUCGAGAACCACUGGGUGUACUGGGUGGGACCCAUUCUGGGGGGCAUCCUGGCUGCUGGUCUGUAUGAGUAUCUGUACUGUCCUGACCCUGACAUUAAGAAGAGGCUGAAGCAGGUCUUUCAGAAAGACCCGUCAGUGAAAUACAGGGAGGUGGACACAGAGGACAUCAAACCGGGCUCCAUCCACACCAUAUCUGAUCUGGAGAAAGCUGAGAAAAAACAUCCUUUCCAGGACUCGACGGGAGAAGUGCUAUCUUCAGUAUGACUAUCACGCCCACUGGAAAUGGAGACCAAUCUGUAGAUCAGAGUGACAGUCAAACAUUGGAUCCUGUCCCACUAUCCUGAAAGCAGAAUAUGAUUUCUGUCCAUGAGGCUUCACAGCAAAGCGGAAUUACUGUCAUCGUCAUCAUAUGAUAUUAUGGCUCAAUCUCACAAACAUCAGCCUGCUCAAUACUUACUCCUGAGGCCCUCCUUCAACAAUUUAGGAGCAGUGCGGCGCACAUCGCAUGCUGCGGCAUGACAGCCUGAAAACACAUUGUGGUAAAGAAAUAUGCGUAGGGUCAACCAAUUAUGAGAGGUCAUCAUGCUGAAUUGGAGAAGUGAAGAAGAAAAUGCAGCCUUGUUAUUUUUGGAUUAGUGUCACAUUUGUUCCACGUAUUGCAUAUGUAAUAACAGGAGAGAUUUUCCUUGUGAUCAUUAAGCACAUUACAGGUCCCAAGCAAUGUAAGACAGAUCUGACAAGCUUUAAGAGUUGUAUUGCAGUGCACUCUAUUUUCAGUGCGUUAGUCAGAGAAACAACCAGACAACUCCACUUUUUGGUGUUCAUUAUGCCUAUUACUACAUAAAGAUUUUAUUUUUCAUAAAAUUGUGAUAGGUAGCUGUUUUUAUUUUAUAGACUGAGAUUUGGUUAUUGUAAUACAUUUCUUAUUUCUCUGUAUGAUUUGCUAUAUUUCAAACUUAAAGGCAGAGUAUGUGAUUCUGGAGAGAUCUAAAAUAUAUAUCGCUACAGUUGCUGGUGUGAAGCUAACAUAGGCUCGCAGAGAAGACAAGACGGUUUCCCAGCACACCAGCUCUAGACAGCAUACUCACAACUCUUCUGCUACUAUAGCUAACAACAUCAGCAUGUCUUGGCAAACUAGAAGUAAACUGAAUGUCAUUUAACGUUACCUCAGACACAAAUGAUUGCUGGAACGGCUGGAAUAAUGUUGCGUGGUGGGGUCCGAGCCACUUACAGAGCCCAGGCUGAGUACAAACACCAGAUCCUUUUUCAGUGCACACACUGAACGGACAGCCAGCGGACAGUGAGGAGAUAUUUACUGAAUUAGUCAAAAAGCUGUGUAUUGAUAAAGAAUCGCUUACUCCACCUUUAACUUAUUAAGAUAUUUGGCUGAUCUGUCUUUGUGUUCAGAUAUUACUCAGUUCUUGUUUCAUGGUCACAAACUGGAAGUGCUACAAGAUGUAAAAGGUUUUCGGCUGUAAUAAUAAAGUCUCCUUUUUUACUUCUAA